CAUGAAAAAGCGCGGGAAAAUAGAAGCUUAACUAAAAUUAGGGCUUCUUUUGCUACUCAUUACCAAAUCAACUGAGCUAUGGAGAGAAACACCGGCGGAAUUUCAGGCACAAUUGAUUUAAACGGCAAUCUGCCGCCGGGGAAUGUCGUGGAUCUCACCGGGAAAGUGCACCAGCUGCCAUGCUGUAUUAAGUUCAAUGGUCCAUCUGAUGUUUCACAGUACUUCAAACCAAAACCCACUGGUGUAAUUGUUGACGGGUUAAAUGUGGAGGAAGCUCAUUUUAGAGGAAGGAAGCUUCAGGGAACGACUGUUGCAAUUCCUCAUGGCUACUCUGGGUUUGUCUUGGGAAAGAAAAUGCCCGAUGAGAAAAGAAAAAGGUCUGUGGAAGAUUCAAGUUGCUGGGAGAUGAAGGCGAAGUUCCAAAACAUAACAUCGUGGAAUCAUGAUUCUCUUCCCUCAGAAAAUGAUGCUUUCUUGCGUGCCUUCCACCUAUUUUCUGUUACAACAGCACUGCACCAACCAAUCAGUGUUGAAGACCUGGAAGCUGCAUCAAUUGAUCAAGAAUUAGAGUUAUGAAUUGAUCAAGAUGCUGAGAUAAGUAGAUUACGUCCACAAGGAGCAGUACAUUUCGAGCUCGUUUAUGCUCUUUGCCAGUUUUUCAUUAUAUAUCUAUUCAAUCAGGAUUCUGUUUAUCCUUCAUCUAAUAUCUAUAAGCGAGAACAUAUUAAACACAUGUAUUUCUGAUAGCUCAAAAAAUUCCCUUCGUUUCUGUAAGUCUGCAUUCUCGAGGUAUAGUCAUAGAUUUAUACCUAGUUUUAUGUGACAUCCUUGGAAGUAAUGCGUUUACUACAUUGUCACA
Molecule: messenger RNA, 859 nt
Organism: Nicotiana attenuata
Lineage: Eukaryota; Viridiplantae; Streptophyta; Magnoliopsida; Solanales; Solanaceae
Exons: 4
Coding region: 79-576 (165 amino acids)
Biological process (GO): RNA catabolic process
Cellular component (GO): ribonuclease H2 complex
Source: RefSeq, a predicted model, not a curated record